Patella vulgata (common limpet) is the source of this 4984-nucleotide messenger RNA. RefSeq lists its product as uncharacterized. The record is from RefSeq and is a predicted model, not a curated record. The transcript has 7 exons. NCBI's taxonomy places the organism in Eukaryota, Metazoa, Mollusca, Gastropoda, Patellidae. Gene Ontology annotation, cellular component: cytoplasm. Gene Ontology annotation, molecular function: biotin--[biotin carboxyl-carrier protein] ligase activity. Gene Ontology annotation, biological process: protein modification process. Bases 267 to 1745 code for a protein of 492 amino acids.
UUCGUCCGCUCACAACAGCUUGCUUGUGUGUACAUAGGACUGGUGUGCAUAAUGUCGGUGCAUAGAAUUAGUACAGUUCUAUGGUCGGUGACAUCAGCUAAAAGUACAAAAAGUAAACAAACCUAUAAAUGACACAUAAAUGUAGAUGUUUUAAAUUCGACUAAAAUAAAGACAGAGCCAGAGGUCAGUUUUUCCAACUGAAACUGGUUGUGACAGCAAACUGAGCCAGGUCAACAAGAUCUACAAGCAAAUUGUAAUUUAGAAAAAUGGGUGAUUUUAACAUUUCUAAAGCUCUGGAGCUAAACAAGGCACAGACUAUUGGGAAGACAAUUAUCUAUAAAAAGAGCACUGGAACAACCAUGGAUGAUGCUAAAGAAUGUGGCUUUAAUGGAUCACCACAUGGUACAGCAGUUAUAGCUGAGUUACAGACUAAAGCUAGAGGUGCUAAAAAUAAUAAAUGGAGUGCAUUACAUACGGACAAUAUCUAUGUGUCAUUUGUUCUACAUAAUGUUAAGCUUGAACAGGGUUGGGUUAUGCGUUUUAAAUGUGAAGUAGCUGCUUCAUUAGCUGUUUUACGUGCUGUCAAUGAUCUAGGUAUAAAGGAUGUAAACACUAAAUGGCCAAAUGAUCUGUGGAUAAAAGGUCACAAACUUGCAGGAUUUUUGAUGGAAGAGGUGGAUUUUGACAUUCCUGAUGCAUAUCCUAUAAAACAUUUAGCCAUAUUAGGAAUUGGUGUGAAUGUUAAUUCAGAUGUCCGUAGAAACCCAGAAUUAUACAGCUUGGCUACAAGUAUUAAAUGUGAACUUGGUGGAUAUGAAGUUUGUCGAGAAGAACUGUUUGCUAAUAUGUGUUUGUAUCUAGAGGAAAAUCUGGCCAAGUCACGAAGACAACUUCAUAAAGAAUUUAUACAACAUCAAUUGUUUAAGCCAGGAACAGAUGUUGUUGUUCUUUCCCUAGCUGAUAAUGAAUCAUAUCCUGCUCAAAUCUUGAAAAUUAAAGAUAACUGGAAUCUUGUUUUUCAAACAAAAGAUGGUAUAAAAGAAGUAGAUUCUAGUAAACAUAGUGUACGUCCUAGAAUCAGUAAAAUAGUUUAUAUUGUAACCAGUUGCAAUCUAGAUGUUGAUAGUAGUCAAGAAUUAUAUAGAAUACUUCUUACAUUAGUUGAUACCAGUAAAUAUAAUAUUAAAUAUCUUAAACUAGAAGAUUUAGAAAAGGGGAAUUGGAGAGAAAACGCCCAUUUAGUUGUUAUAGGUGCCAUAGUUACCACAGCUCAAUAUGAUUGGUGUAAAUGUGAGGAUGUAAUAAGAGAUUAUGUAUCAAAUGGUGGUAGCUUAUUUUGUAUUGGUCACAUUUUACGAAAUCUCAAUAUGACAAACUUUUUUAUUGAUAAAGUGGGAAAUGAAGAGGCAGAAAAUUCGCUUGUUGGAAUUAGGUUGCAAAGUGAAGUAGAUGAUGUAAAUGUAAGUCUGUGUUGUCGUGGUAAUCCUGUACUGUUGAAAAUGACUGAUUCGACUGACACUGUCUUAGCUUGGUAUCAAGGAACAGAUAAUGCUAUAGCAAUUGUUACUAAAAACUUUGGAAAGGGGAAAAUAUGCGGCUGUGGUUUUAAUCUAGAAAUUACUUGUAUGUAUGAAGAUCUUGAAAAUCUGACCAAAUCCAAACUUUUACCUCAAGAAUUAGAACAGAAUGUUUUUCAUCAAGAUAAACUCUUUCAAAAUAUUUUAAAGAGUUUGAGUAUUGAGUAAGAAGAGCAUUUAUAACUAGAACUUAGAUAUCAAUAUUAAAAACCAUUUGACUUUACAAAGUAUAUAAUAUUCAAUCUAAGAAAUUCAUCUUAUUAUGAUUACAUGUAAAAAUGUUUAUUUUAACAUUUACCAUAUGAAUUCUAGUCCAAACUAUGAUUUACAAUCUGAUAUUUUACGAUUUCAGCUGCCAUGGGGUUCUACCACAUUCUACAAUCCACAUGAUUUGUGCAUGAUUGGUCGAUCCCCUGCAGAUCAUUAUUUAGUGAACUAUCAUAAAUAGACAUUCUUUAAAAAUCGAUCAAAAUUGCUUUGUUGAUGUAUGUAGCAACUGAAAUGUGGGUUAACAUCCUACUUUUCUGCACCGACUGGGCUAAUGAAGAUGGGCAUACGCCUUACACUGCACCCUAGUUGGUAGCCUAUGUAAAAGCUGACAUCAGGUCAAGUCAAGCCAUUCAGUGUGCUAUGAGGGAAAGUUUUCCUGGACAGCCGUGCUACAGCUUACUCUUAUAUCGAAUUCGAAUUGUUAAUGGUUCUUUUACUUGCUUGCUAACAUGUACAAGGAACCUUCUUUUUUGUCCCAUCCGAACAACUCAACGUUGACAAAGCUUGAUCGUCCCCGAGAACUUUUUCAGCCAACACUGGGAUAAAACCAAGGACCACUUGGUUAGCGAGCCAGCGAAUUACUCACUGAGCCACCACGACUGCCCUAUGCCGAAGCUUGUCUUUAGAUUUGAUCCUCUGCAGAUGUUCAACCGAUCUUGUGCAAAGCUGGAGGCAUGUAAAAUGUGGUGUUGUUUAUGUUUACACAUGGGUCUACAACAAGCAUGCCAGUCAAUGAUCUGGUCGUGAACUAGGUCUUAUUUCCUGGGGGUUUUUUAAUCAGAGAGAGAGAGAGAGAAAUGGGGUUUAAAGUCCACUCGACAGAAACUAGGUCAUUUUGGGACUAACACUAUGUUUAAUUUUAUUUCAAUAAUUCGCUUGCACGUAAGGGUCUUUAGCAGUGGGAGGAAACCAGAGCACCCCGAGAAAACCCACGAGGUUGGACAGGCGACCCUAGUCCUUGUCACGUACAACCGGGAAUUCGAAACCACGCCAGUUGACUCAAUAACAGACUUUAUGGUACAGCAAGCACGUGCUAACCAUUCAGCCAUCCAACCCACCUUUUUAAUCAGAAUUUCAAAAAUUUGUAUUAUUGCAGUUAUUGAACAAAAAUGAGAAAAUUGGUCAAUUAACUUUGUGGGCGUAAUACUCCGUAAUAGGAGGUCAAAAUGUUAAUAUGUCAGCUUAGAAUUUACCAAAGUGUAUUUUACAAGUAUUUAUGUUUAUUGUGUAUAUCAGAUUAUUAUUGUGUUUUAGUAUUUUACAAGUAUUUAUCUUUAUUGUGUAUAUCAGAUUAUUAUUGUGUUAUAGAAUUAAAUUCGGUUGUAUGUCUUUUAAUCAAUACCAAACCAAAAGUAUUUAUGUUUAUUGUGUAUAUCAGAAUGAAAUUGGGUUGUAUGUCUUUGGGUUGUAUGUCUUUCAAUCAAUACCAAACCAAAAGGUUAAACUUGUCAUUGACCUAUGUUAUUGUUAUUAUUGUUAUUUGUCUAGAUAGUGUCAAUCACUUGAGACCAAAUCUUCUCCUCUUAGACUACACCUACUGCAAAUAGCGUACUGUUGAAUUGCUUAUUUUGUAGGGAUUUCAACAUAAAUGUUAAACAUGCAUUAUGCAAGAGCAAAAUCUGCUUAUUACAAGUCUUUCUUUAGGUCUGAAAUGUUAUCUAAAUUAUCAAUUAGACAUUAAUUAUCCAGACCAUAAUAAACUCUUGAUGUCAAGGCUAGCCUUCGAUUCAGGCUGGAUUAGAUUCCUACAUGCCGCUAACGGCCAAAGAUAAUUAAAUCAGAAAAAGUGGAUAAUCGAGACUAUGCUGUUUAUAUUAAUGAUUUUAGUAAUGAUGACCGAGACUAUGCAAAAAUUUCACCCGCUUCUUUCUGGGCUCAUAGUGGAUCGAUUUGACUGAAAUUUUCAGCAAAUUACCUUUACACUAUCUAGUUUUUAACUAUUAUAGCGAGAACUGCCAUCUCUUUAUCUUAUCUCUCAUAAUGUAUCUUUAACAUAUUGAUAUAGAGAAAUUCAAUAUUAUUAGAUACCUUAUCACUUAAUCAACUUGUGAGUGAUCACACCCAUAUCUCUGGUAACCCAAUUGACUUAAUAUUGAUUCAUGAAAUACUGAUUUCUUGCCAACUGAUAUUUCUUCUUUUUUUUAAAAAAAAAAAUAUAACAGUUUUAUUUUCAAAUAGAAAUGUCAUAUACAAAUUUCAGUAUAAUCAAAAUUAUCAAAUAUAACAUGAUUAUUUUUAUAUAUACAGUAUCUACAUGAUUACAAUAUGAUUAUUAUUGUUAUAUACAAAACAUUUACAUCCAUUUGAUAAUAUCAGUUCAUAUUUGAAAAAGUAAAUACGUCAAUAUACAAUUGAAUGUUAUUAGUAUACCUUUAAAAAUCAUAUUCUUUCCUUUCUUAAGAAAUAAAAAUCAGUAAUAUGUUUUAAAACCUUUUUUUAAGUCACUGUUUUGGAGAUGAUCGUUUUAUGAAUUAAGUUGUCAGCUCUUUACCCCGUUUCGUUAUGUUAUCUCCCUUUGAUGUAUGGGGUGGGGAGUAUACAUAUUUAGGUGUUUACUGAACAAAAAACUAUCAAAAAAUACAGGUUAUAGAAGCUAUGCUCCUUUCAACGAAAGCCAAAAAAAGAAAGAAGAAUUAUAGCUACCACUUUAUGCAGAUUGAAUGCUUGGUAUAUUUAUGGUUUUAUAAAGCUCUUUUCUCACAUAUAGUAAUAAUUGAAUGAUAAGGGUAUGCGACCAGCCUAAUUCUUCAAUGAUGUUGCAUUCUACAUAUUUCCAUUUAUUAAGGGUAUAAUUACUUUGAUUUAAAUAAAUGUACUUCAGCUACUUCUAAUUCUAAUGUAUAUUUACUCAUUAAAAAGGCAUUAUAUUGAGAUAGUGAGGUUGUUUUUUUUUAACUUUAGAUCUAAAUAUAUAGUAUUUGGUAAGUAAUUAUUGAAGCUUGUUUUUUUCUGAAUACCCAAGGGUAGUUUACUUUUAAGGGUAGUUUUUAGCAUUUUGUUGGGUAAAGCUGCAGAAAAUGAAUAAGAGAUUUACUGUUUCAAUAUUGGAGUGACAAAAGGUGCAGAGGGUGGAUUCGGUUAAUUUAUAUAGUAAUGCGUUUGUAUUUAUUAUUUUAUGAAUAUACUUAUUUUUUGAA